AUGCCCUCAUUAUUGACAUUUUCGUAUUCCGUGCUGUUUUUGUUGAAUUUGAGGUGUUUAAAUUUGAGAAUUCAACUGAAAUGAAGCUCCUUUAUCAUGUUUCUUCUGUUUUAGCUCGUUUGAUUUUGUAAUUUUGCCCAUACGUAUGCAGCGAAUCUAAUUCAUUUCUUUCAGAAUAAUAAAAAAUGACCGACGUUUUGCGAGCCGAGCAACAGCACUUUUUCAAGUACGAACCAGGUGAUUUUGGAAAGGGAAUUCUGGAUAAAUUGUAUCUUCUCAGAAUUCCAACAUCGCCAACAAGGAGUUCUCGCUCAGUCGCUUCAGUUUUUUUCAAUCGAGUGAUCGCCCCUCUUGAAAAAGCACAUCGAACUAGAGAGGACGAGAAUCCAGGAGCAGAAUGAAGUGAAGAAAGGUUCGUUUGAGAAAUAAUUUGAUUUUCAAGCUGGAAAAGGAAUGAGAUAAAGAUUUUUUUAGUUAAGCUUUUUUUUUCUAAAAAAUUUUGAAGUGAUCAUAAUACUAAAAUUGCGGACUAUAGGGGAUUUUGUUGUGUUAUUAUUAUUUUUCGAAUUCAUGAAGAGUUUUUUUUCGAAAUAUUUUUGUUUUGUCAUGUUUUGAAAGGACUUUUUGAAGUUACAAUAAAACUUUUUUCGAAAAAUUCACAUCAUUUUUUUCAGACGAGGAAGAUGCUGAGGCUCGAGGAAUGGCUCAAAUUGACACGAGCUCUUUGGGAGAACCUCUGCCGGAAUCUCUGAUCGAAAAAAUUGAAGAACUUCUUCAGGAGGAGAAGAAGCUGCCGGUUCAGGAAAUCGACAGGUUUUUUGGUGAGUUUAGAAAAUUGUUUGCGAUCUUAAUUGAAAAAUAAUAUUUCGCUGAAAACUCGCUUGUUUUAUUCAAAAAAUACUUUUUUUCCAGAAAGUUUGCCAUCGCAGCAGUACCGCCAAGUGAUUGCCGAGUUGAUCCAGGACCGCGAAAAGUUCUACGACGAACUUCUUCUUUGUCUGAUGGUCAAAACCGAGCAAAAGAAGGCUCUUCACAAUCUCUCCGAGCAUUAUCAGUUCUUCGAGCUCAAUGAGCUCCCUGCUUUCCGUCAGUUUUUAGAGAAAAGCUUAAAUUCAUAAUAGUUUAUUUUCCUGUUUUUUUUUGGGUUUUUGCGGUUCUGAUCGAUCUUUUUCUUGCAACAUAGAUUUUUGACUCGCUUUAUAGGUUUUGAGCAGUAGGAGGACUUUUUUGAUUUUUUUUUUUUCUGAUUUUUGAAAACUCUUUCGGCAAUUUUAAGUGGUCGUUAGUAGCGGAGAAAUGCACCAAAAGUUCAAUAUGAGACGUAAAUUUUUACCAAUUAGUAACGGUUUACUAGGGAACGUUUUUCAGCCCCGGUUGAACUUUUUCUGAAAUUUCGCUGAAGUCUACUUUAGGACCUCCCCAGAACAAGAAAAAAAAUUCUCGCAAUAGAACUUGUUUUCGAGUUAAGACGCUUCAAAAGCUUGAAAGAGCGCUUUUUUGUCAAAAUUUAGGUAUUUUGCAGACUUUGAAGCUUUUUUAAUCGAAAACAAGAUUUAUUUCAAAAAAAAAAACGAUCCCGAGUUAUUAUUUUUCAAGUUUUCUUGAGCUUCGAAAACCUGUUUUUUCCAGGCCCCUGGCUCAGAAAGUGGGAGAACUUUGCCAACGAACUCCGUUGCUACAUCCAAAUCUUGGAUGACAGACGCAGACGUGAGAUCGAUGAGAUGAACGCCGAGAAAGAACGCCAAGAGGCGCUUCUGAAGGACUUUGGCCAGCACGACUACGAGCAGCAGGAUUCCGUCACCGAAUCCGACAACGAGGCUUCUGAAGACGAAGUCUCCGAGGAGGAAGAGGUUCAGCAAGAGAAAGAAGAACUCAAAACCGAGAAGGUCACUGAGACCAAGGCGGAAAUUCGUCCUGAAAAUCAGGAAAUCGCCGUCAAGCUUCACUCUCCCAUCUUGAUCAUCUCCGUUGUGAUCCUCGCCAUCUUCCUCGUGAAACUCCUCUUUUAA
Messenger RNA from Caenorhabditis auriculariae, 2009 nucleotides. The record is from the annotation of a GenBank genome assembly. Lineage: Eukaryota; Metazoa; Nematoda; Chromadorea; Rhabditida; Rhabditidae.